Galleria mellonella (greater wax moth) is the source of this 5857-nucleotide messenger RNA. RefSeq lists its product as uncharacterized. Lineage: Eukaryota; Metazoa; Arthropoda; Insecta; Lepidoptera; Pyralidae. The record is from RefSeq and is a predicted model, not a curated record.
UUAAGUUAUUCCUAAGUUAAUCUAAUUUAGAAACGUCGUAACAUUUGUUCUAAAUUAAGUGAAUUUAUAUAAUUCUUGGAAACUUGGAAAUAAUAAGACUUAAAAACAGAUAUUAAUUAUAUACUAUUAUUGAUAGCUUAGAUAUCAGAAUGUCAUUUACCUAAAAUGAUAUAUACGCCGACGAAGUUGUCGGCAGUCGCUAGUAAGUAUAAUAAUAGGCAUGAUGACAAAUUUUGAGAAACUGUUCUAUAAUAUUUGGAAAUAUAUAUGAAUUAUAAUAAACAUAAUAUUUCUGCGGAAAAUUUAGGUUUAGUACUUAAAAAAUAAUUUUUGAUUCAUAAAUUUAAAAUUUGCACCAAAACGCGUCAAAGUGUCAUGGCGUCGCUUGCUUACGUCACUUUAGAGUACAAGGAACAUUCGGUAUAUGUAAACAUUAUCUAAUUCAUAUUUAAUUUGGACAUUUUACUAGUUUUUACAUUAAAAACAUGACUUCGAAAGCAUAUAGGUGGUGUUCCGUCCCUCUGUGUACUAAUACGUCCAUAAAAACUCCUGAGAAGUUAUUUAUUUUCGUUCCUUUCGAUAAGAAAUUAAGAAAGAAGUGGCUUGAACUUGCAAGACGUGAUUUGGAAGGAAUAUUACCCACUACACAGAUUUAUUUUUGUGAAGUUCACUUUGACUUACCAAAUGAUAUGGCAAACUACAUGGAGUAUCAUGUGAUGGGGUCAGUGUCGCAGAUUCGCAUGAAACCUGGGUGCGUUCCCUCAAAAUUUGAAUGCCAACCUGACAGAAGAAAACGAACUUCCGACUCAAACGAAAGGAAAUAUAGUGCGAAAAAGCAAAGAAGAGAAGUCAUUGCAGAAGUUGAGCAAGAAUUACAAAAUAAAACAACUACAACUUGUUCUGUUGCAACAGAACAGCUAGAACUUGAAGACCCAACCCCCGGAACAUCAGCCAUGCAGGAAAGUACUACAAAAGAUGCACCUAAGAUGGUAAAUAAAUCCAUUCAAGUGUAUAUAACAAAUAAGUUCAGAAGUAAAGCUGUUCAAACAGAAAUAAAAUCAGUAGAUCAGAUGACUUCACCAUCGAAACCCUUUUGUCGUUCUGCUUUUACUUCACCAUUUAAAAUCACAAGUACCAAGCAAUCCAUAUCCACCAUACAAAAAUGUUCCAAGAAAAUAGGAUUUCAGGCAGAUUCUGACAGUGAUAUUUCAUACACACCAUCUGUAGCACAUAGUGAAUCACCAUCAGUGACAUCUUUAAAAAUUAAAUCGUCUUCAGACUGCAGUGAAUUAAUUGAAGACGAUAAGAAACAAGAGGCAUCAAGAAUCUUGGCAUAUACAUUGCAGAAAAUAAAAAAGAACCCACGGUCUUACAUUGGAGUUCCUAACAGUUGUUACUACCUUAUAGAUUUAAUUGAAAAAAAGUUAAAUAUUCCCACACACCAUAUAAUAAUGUGCUUGAAAAAAAUUAAAUUAAAUAGUAGUUUCAGAGAGCUUUCUGAUGAUUUUCUAUAUCCGACAUAUGCCAGCAAGAUAUUUCUGAAAAAUAUACCACUAAUAGCUAGUUUGAUGCGACCUUUUCUUGUUGUCUUAGAUAAAGAUUCCAUAAGAAAAAAUUUGCCUAUGGCCUUUAGGCAUAAAUAUUACAAUGUAACUUGUAUUAUAGACUGCUUAGAAAUUGAGAUAGAAAAGCCUUCAAAAGCAGUGAACCAGGCUCUCUCCUGGUCAGAAUACAAAAAAGCUAAUACGAUAAAGUAUCUUGUGUCUUGUACUCCUAAUGGACUAAUCAAUUAUAUUUCUCCAGGAUAUGGAGGAAGAAUUACUGACACAUUGUUGGUCGAAUCUUGUGAUUUUAUAAAGUGUUUGCAACCAGGUAUGUGUGUGAUGGCUGACAGAGGUUUCAAACAUGUAGAACAAUAUUUAAGAAAACAGGGAGUGCACUUAGUACGACCUCCAAGUGUUGCAACUGGUACAAAGCUAUCAAAACAUGAGGCAAGGGAAACAAAACAAAUUGCAAGCUUAAGGAUUCAUGUGGAGAGAGUGAUUAGACGCUUACGUGAAUUCUGUAUGUUAAAGCCGCAUGCAUGUGUAAAUGUUAAUUUAGUCAAAUUGCCAGAUGAUGUUAUAACCAUUGCCUGUGGAUUGAUUAACUUACAAGAUUCUUUGAUCAAAUAAAUAUACAUGUUUGUUUGAUCAAAGAAUCUUGUAAGAUCAAAUCAAUCAGCUUGAUCAAGAAUAUAUGUCAGUUCAGUUUCAGAAUAAUGUUAGAUUCAGUUUCUGAAAUCCUGUUUGACUGUACAAUUUUGAGUGCAAGUUAUUGUAUUAUGCAGAUAAUUAAACAAAGAAUCAGUAUUAUUUCGAAGUUCAUUGUUACUUUGCUUAAACUCAUUUGUUUAAUAUGUUACAAUGUUUUUGUAAAGCGAUUUUUCUUUCUUUCUUGCUUUUCUUACAUAUAACAAUGACCUACUGUUUAUAUAUAUUUAUUUUGUUAAUCCAUACAUACUUACCAAUAUCCAAUAUUAAGUUUCAACCAGUUUAAGUACAGAAAUACAGAUAGCUUUAUUGUACUGUAAUUACUUGAUUAAAGUCACUACGGUUAUGUAUGGAAAUGACUAUAACUUAGCUCUGUACUAUUAUAAUAAUACUAGCUGACCCGGCAAACGUCGUUCCGCCCAGUAAUCAAUCCUACACCUACCCUACGGGAUAAAAAGUCUCCUAUGUCUUUCUCCUGGCUCUAAACUACUUCCCUGCCAAUUUUCAGCUAAAUCGGUUCAGCCGUUCUUGAGUUAUAAGUGGAGUAACUAAUAUGACUUUCUUUUAUAUAUAUAGAUAUUCAUAAACUUGUGUUAUGGGAUACUAACUAAACAAUAAUAUAUUUUAUAACAUAUACAUAUACUAGCUGACUCUGCCACACAUUUCUGUGGCUCAUUAUACCUAUAUGUUUAAUUUACAAUAAUAAAUACUGAAAACAUUAUCUUUUAAGUUAGUCCAUAUUACAAAUGGUAACAAAAAUUUAUCAAAAUCUGUUCAGUAGUUUAGGAGUCCAUCAUGGAUAAGCAAUGUGACAUGUAAGUUUUAUACAUACAAAGAUAGAUAAACACCCAAGACCCCGGUCAAUCUGAAAAAGAUCAUUUUCCAUCUUGACCUGGCCGGGGAUUGAACCCGGGUCACUCUGUGUAGUUGUGUACCACUGUACCACAGAGCUAGUCUAACAUAAAACAUUGAUAUAAGUGAAUGUAAAUGAAUAUUUAUAUAGUGUUGUAAAUUAGUAUGUAAUGUGUGAAGAUCAUCUGAGGUUUAUCCUACAAAUAAAAACAUUUUUACAUAAACUGGUUUUUAUUUAUAACAUUACACUUUUAUAUAACACUGGAUAUACAUUAUCCUUCCACAAAGGGACUAUUACCUUAAGAAAAUCUGAUACAUAUUUUUCAUCAUACAUAAUUUCCAUAUCUAUUUUCUUAUUGGCACUGUAGUUGCAGUCAGCUACACAGAAGUAGCCUUUUUUAUGUCCUGUUAGUAACAUUUGAAGUUGCAUUUGCACAUAAAACUUUUGGGUUGGCUUCCCAUUCUUUACAUAUACUUUAACUGUUUUUUGACUCAUAGGACACUUAAUUUCUAUUAUACUUUUUUCACAGAUCCCAUCAGGUGAACCCGCUAGCAUGGGAUAAUUUUUAGAUAAGAAUAACCCACAUUUUCUAAUUUUCUUUUCCAGGUUGGCACUUACAGUUUUCCUCACUUCAUCCUCCAAAAUUCUACCACGUUUCAUAGCUGUUGUGUCUGGAAUUUUUCCACCCAUUAUUACUGCCAUCAGAGUGCCGUCACUGGUUUUACACCUACUGAAUUCAUAUGCUCUUGAAGCGGUCACUCUGCCAUACCUUAAUUCAUACCAAAGCUUACUUUUAUGUUGCUCCCUUGUUUCUUCUUCUACAUUGUUGAUGUCAUCAUCAGAAAAUAUCACACUAUCCAAAAAUUUAUCACAACAGUUUUCUUUAUAUUUCAACACUAAAUUGUCCAUUGAUAGACUUAGAAGUCUAUCAAAAACAUAGUCCUUUUGGUAUUUCAUUAAUUCACAGUCGGUUAACCUUCUUCUCUUCCUUUCUUCUACAAACUUUUCGAAUACUUCGGUAUCAUAUGGUAAGCUAGGGCUACCCUUAGAUAAUUCCUUAGCAGUUAUGUAUUUAAGGGUACUCCCAACUCUAGAAAGUUUGGAUUUCCUCCAAUAGCAUUCUAUGGAUGUGCAAGAUGGAUCUUCACUUCUGCGAUGAACCCACAUUAAGAAUGCCAUGGCAUGUUUGCAGCCUCCUUGAGAAGCCACACAAUCAUGACAUUCUACUGACUUAACUGUUUCUUCUUGUUCGUCGACUACCAAAGACACUCCAUACAACUUGGCAUGCACUUUAUGUUCUGGGCAGAUUUUAGCUUUUAUUGUGCACAAAUUUCCUUCACGUUUGACCUGAACAUAGCUUAAAGCAUCAUCACCAUAAGAUGCCCUAGCAGACCUGAAAUAAUUAAAGCAAUGGUAAAUAUUUAAUUGCAAAAAGAAAUAUUUAACAUAAACAUAACCUCAAAUUGUAAUAUUGAAUGUUAUACUGAAAUAGGUACAAUAGCUAUGCUUUCAACGAAUUAUUUUUAUGGUUUAAAUAAUUAAUUAACUGUUUGAUACACAAUACUUACAUGGAAGUUUUAACAUUUCUAAAUUCUGCUGAACAAAAGUCUUUGUUUGAUGCCAGAAACGUUCCUAGCAUUAUCAAGUCGAUUCUUGGUAAAUUUGCGCUGGAAGCCUUUGUAAAUCCUUGUUCCAUGACUCAAUUUAGCGUAAUCAAUUUACACAAAAGAAAUUGAAGUUAAUAACAAAACAAUAACGGCGUAUUUAAUAAAAAAGCGAGCGAGUGUGUAUUAUCUUAAGUAAUUCAAAUGUAAACAAAGAGAAAGAACUCUAACGUGACGUCAUGCGCUCUGAUUGGCGUUCAACAUUUCAUGGCGGAUUGCCGUAUUUAGCGAUUUUAUUUUAUCGAUUAUUAUAUUCAUCUUGCUUUUAAUUAUGAAAAGAAUCAGAGUUUUAGAAUUAGGAAUUUUGUAAUAAUAUACACACAAAUAAUUUCAAUGAAAUUUACUUGUUGUCAUCAUGUCUAUUAUAUGCAGAUUUUUAUCUUUCAGUACACAGAUGCGGAUCUCAAUAUGUAGACGCUACUUAUGGUGGUGCCACACACGACAGUUUUAUCUUUGAUAAUAGUGAUAUAAAAAACCAUUUAGAAGAAUUGGUAGGUGCUGGUAAAACUGUAUAUUUACUUGGUGAGAUCAAAUAAAUAAAGUUGAUUCUAACUUCUGUCUAAUGAUAAAGAUUUGACCUAACCGGUUUUAAUGUUUGUUGUAGGAGAUCCAGGAUAUGCUCAACGGUCUUAUUUGAUGACUCCUAUUCCUAACGCUGUUGAGGGUACACCUGAAGAACAUUACAAUAAACUAUAAGCAACAACACGUAACACAGUCGAACGAACUAUUGGUAGACUUAAGGGACGUUUUAGAUGUUUGCUUGUGCACCACGGUUACCAUCCUGAUACAGCCGGAAAAAUAGUGAUAGCAUGUUGUGUCCUGCACAACAUUUACAAUAGAGCUGGUUUACCUGCACCGACUCUAGAUAGUCAUGAUGAGGAGGAAGAAGCAAAUUUUCGUGCAACUGCACGCGUCUCAGCGGGUCGUUGCCAUCGACCCACUCUCAGAGCGAGUUGGCAAUGGGUCAAUCAAGCAGAGAUAUGCUAGUAAAUCAGUUAUGGCGUUCUCUUAGGGAGUAAAUAUAUAUAUUUACUAUAACAAACAUUUUGUCACAAAACAAUAAAAAUAAAAGACCUUGUUUUUCUCAA